Messenger RNA from Clarias gariepinus (North African catfish), 2789 nucleotides. It is a transcript of the gene epb41l4b, whose product is annotated as erythrocyte membrane protein band 4.1 like 4B. Lineage: Eukaryota; Metazoa; Chordata; Actinopteri; Siluriformes; Clariidae. Gene Ontology annotation, cellular component: cytoskeleton. The record is from RefSeq and is a predicted model, not a curated record. Gene Ontology annotation, molecular function: cytoskeletal protein binding. The transcript is spliced from 23 exons. Bases 238 to 2382 code for a protein of 714 amino acids.
UGUGUUCUCCCCGUGAUUGGCCGUCCUGCGUGACAAGUGCUCCGAUCCAGCUCUCUACAGGUCUGCGUUGUAACAGAUCCCUGUUGUUGCCGCAGGACUUGUGUGAUCGUGAUAAUCAUCUGUGAGGGGAAAAAAACAAACAAACAGCUGGAUCUCGUUUCCCCCCCCCCCCUAUCGGAGCGCGUCCACGGACAUCGUCACUUUUGCGCGGUUCGCCGCGUCUCUUUCAGUUGAAGGAUGAUGGGCUUCCUGCGCAGGACGUUCAGUCUCCGCUCACGGAGGCGCUUUCGACCGUCCGAUGAGCUCGAUGGUGGCGGCCGAGGCGUGAACGCGGCGCUUCAGGCGCACCAGCAGCAGCAGCAGCAGCCGAUUCCCGCCGUGGUGACCGGAGGCACUGUGGUUCACAUCCCCGCCGCGGGCAACAGCAAAUCGGCCAUCACCUGCAGAGUUCUGCUGUUAGACGGCUCGGAUGUCAGCGUUGAGUUACCGAAACAUGCAAAGGGACAGGACCUGUUUGAUCAAAUCAUGUAUCAUUUGGACCUUGUUGAGGCUGAUUAUUUUGGACUGCAGUUCAUGGAUCCGGAGCAGGUUGUGCACUGGCUGGAUGCCGCCAAACCCAUAAAAAAGCAGAUUACAUACGGCCCUCCAUACAGGCUGUUUUUCAGGGUGAAGUUCUACUCCUCUGAGCCCAAUAACCUUCAUGAGGAGUUCACGAGGUACCUUUUCGUGCUGCAGCUCAGACAAGACAUUCUGUCUGGCAAAUUAAAGUGUCCAUAUGAUGUAUCUGUGGAUCUUGGGGCUUAUUGCCUACAGAGUGAGUUGGGAGAUUGCGACCCAUUGGAACACACUCCUCUGUUGGUGUCAGAGUUUCGGUUCUCACCCAACCAGACGGAGAUCAUGGAGGCGGACAUUUACCGCAAAUGGGCCGAGUGCAGGGGGAUGAGUCCAUCACAGGCAGAGCUGAACUUUCUAAAUAAGUGUAAGUGGCUGGAGAUGUAUGGAGUUGACAUGCACUUUGUGAAGGGUCGUGAUGGAGGAGACUAUGCUCUGGGUCUUACUCCAACAGGAAUUCUGGUAUUUGAAAGAUCCAACAAAAUUGGCCUUUUCUUUUGGCCCAAAAUCACACGUCUGGACUUUAAGAAAAACAGGCUGACGCUAAUGGUGGUGGAAGAUGAUGACCAGGGUCGUGAGCAGGAGCACACGUUUGUUUUCCAGCUCUCCAGCUCAGUGGUGUGUAAGCAACUAUGGAAGUGCGCCGUCGAGAGCCAUGCGUUCUUCCGCCUUAGACAGCCGGCACAGAACAAAGCAAGUCGCAACGACUUCACACGCCUCGGCUCACGCUUUCGCUUCAGUGGAAGGACUGAGUAUCAGGCGACUCACUCAGGAAGGGUCAGGAGGGCAAGCACUUUCGAGAGACGACCGAGCAAAAGAUAUCCAUCAAGGACACAAUCACUCGGCAAAGCCAUUACUCCAGCAAAGCACCACCAUCCAAGUGCCCAGCCCAGUCCUGAUCCUGGCUUAAAACUGUAUCCGCACAACAUUCCGAUUGGUCAGGAGCCUUGGUCCAGACCACUCCCACCCACUUUGACCCCACCACUCUUCAUCCAGCCCACUGAAAUGGGCCACAAUCCACCACCUCCAAGUUUCCCACUGAGCAGUGCAGAUACCCAAAGGUUUAGUGUGGAAGAGAAUGAAACUCUGCUUUCCGCAACGCUCCACUACUGCUAUCGAUGGCAUGGCUAUGAGAAACAGGAAGUCCCGUGCCUCACUUUAACAAAGCCUAAGCCAUGGGAUGUUCCCUCGGUACACACAGAAGAUCUCGAUCGACCUUUACGGAGCCCGAAACAGUUACAGCCGGAUUCAAUACCCUGGCCAGCCCUUCACAUCAACAUUGAUACAGCAGAAGAAAAGCAACUGUCAGAGAAAAGCCUACCUUCGUCUCCAGCUUGCAUACAUGAUCAGCGCAAAAGCAAUAUUCUCAGACAUGUAAUGCACAGUGAGAGUGCGAAUUCAAAGGGGAAUUGUUCCAGCGGAGAGCAGAACAACAGAAUGCCCAGCUCCUCUCAGGAUUCAGCCUCCAACACUGUGACCACGGAUAGGCCGCGGGUGGAACGCCGCAAACGCCUGGUCAGGCAGUUCAGCUUUAACCACAGUGAUGAAGAUGACCUCCCAGAUGCGCUCGCGGCCAUAUCUUCCGAGAGCAACAUGGGAAGAUCUACAUCUAACAGCUCACUGGACAAACAGGUCCAGCCUCCAAUCUACCCCCAGCAAAAGGUCUCGCCGUUGGAGCACAGCAACAAAUCUCCAUUUCAUCCAGGCAAUGAAGACCUGAGAAUGGAUAGAGAAAAACUGCUGAGAGCAUUACAAAUGACUGAACUCUAACACUAUACGCACACCUGCACAAUCAGUUGCACUGUACAAAUUUUAUUAAUUUACAUGGCAUUAAGUCUAAUUUAAUUUUUUAUUCUAUUGUUUUUUAUUGUAAAGCUUAUACCUUUACCAACACACAUGCAAAAUCAUGCUUCAAAAAAUCCUAUCUAUCUAUGUUUAUGUAAUUCCCCCCUGACACCCUUUAAUUAUUAAUUUGUUCCUUAUGAUUGUUUAUGCCAUGUUUAGAGCAUAUUGUAUAUGAUUAUUGUAAAUAACACAUGACACAUGGCUACUGUACAUACACUGUAAAAACCAGGGAUCUUUCACAUUGUCGUUUGUUUUCACCCAGGUUUUGUAACAUUUUGAGGAAACGCUUUGCACAAACACUAUACAGUAUUUAAAUUUAUAUUCAUCACUAC